Molecule: messenger RNA, 324 nt
Organism: Cetraspora pellucida
Lineage: Eukaryota; Fungi; Glomeromycota; Glomeromycetes; Diversisporales; Gigasporaceae
Source: the annotation of a GenBank genome assembly
AUGCAUCUAGUUGUGGUUGAAAAUAAGACUUUAAUGCUUAUAAAAAUUGGGCAAUAUAUAAGAGAUUUUGGCCUUUUAAAACCUCAAACAUGGACUUCAGAAGUAAUUGCUGAACAUCAAUAUUACUCUAACAAUGUUAAAUACAGAUCACUUGCUGAAAAAUCUUACUCUCAGAUAACUACUCUUUAUAAUGAAGUUGUAUUUCAUGUACUUUAUAAAUCUAAAAAUGAAUUUGUAUCAACAAUCAAAUUUUCUAUAUUUUUAGAUAAAAAAGCAAGUCAAGGAAAAACCUUUCUUAUUAAUGCAAUUUGUUUAGCAAUAUAA